AUGUCCCCACCCCCAACCAAAGAAAAAUUCGACGCCUAUCUCAAAGCCUUCAACACACACAACGCAUCAGAUUACGGUCAAUACUACGCCGUGGAUUUCCAUGUUCACCUCCCUGGCGUCCCACCCACCAAGAGCCGAGCCGAGACCGUCGCCCUCUUCGAGACUGGCCUGUCCUUUUGCCGCGAGACGCUCCAUCCGACAUGGCUGCAGUUUACGGAGCGCUCGGUGGCGAUGGAGGCGUGUGUGAGGACUGAGGCGUUGGUGGAGAUAGAUUUUCCCUUCCCCUUUACCGGGAAAACGUAUAAGAAGGGCGAGAAAUUCACGUAUCCGAUCAUCGUGCAUUAUGAGUACAACGAUGAUCUCUUCAUAACGACUUUUCGAAGCUUUUCCGAGGUGCUCAAUCCAGAUCCGGGCUAUGGUAUUGCGAAAGAGGUGCUCCCAGGAUACGACUGA
Messenger RNA from Endocarpon pusillum Z07020, 453 nucleotides. RefSeq lists its product as uncharacterized. The transcript is spliced from 2 exons. The record is from RefSeq and is a predicted model, not a curated record. The coding region runs from base 1 to 453 and encodes 150 amino acids. NCBI's taxonomy places the organism in Eukaryota, Fungi, Ascomycota, Eurotiomycetes, Verrucariales, Verrucariaceae.